UGUCUGCCUCUCUUCAAAACAUUCUACAAACUCUACCAUCUUUCUAGCGUAUAACCUUCCGUUUCCUUUCGUAAUAAGUGUUUGUUUUGUGUGUUAUUUAUACAGAUUGCAGCUAUGGGUCGCCGGCCAGCCCGAUGCUAUCGCUACUGCAAGAACAAGCCCUACCCCAAGUCCCGCUUCUGUCGCGGUGUGCCUGAUCCUAAGAUCAGGAUUUUUGACCUGGGCAGGAAGAAGGCCCGGGUGGAUGAGUUCCCUCUGUGUGGACACAUGGUCUCUGACGAGUACGAGCAGCUGUCCUCUGAAGCUCUGGAGGCAGCCCGUAUCUGUGCCAAUAAGUACAUGGUGAAGACUUGUGGAAAAGACGGCUUCCACAUCCGGGUCCGCCUGCACCCCUUCCAUGUCAUCCGUAUCAACAAGAUGUUGUCCUGCGCUGGGGCUGACAGGCUCCAGACAGGGAUGCGUGGCGCGUUCGGUAAACCCCUGGGCACCGUGGCCCGUGUUAGAAUCGGUCAGGUGAUCAUGUCUGUCCGCACCAAGGCCAGCAACAAGGAGCACAUUAUCGAGGCUCUCCGCAGAGCCAAGUUCAAGUUCCCCGGGCGCCAGAAGAUCCACAUGUCAAAGAAGUACGGCUUCACUAAGUUCAACGCGGUAGACUUUGACCAAAUGAUGGCUGAAAAGCGUGUGAUUCCUGAUGGCUGUGGGGUGAAGUACAUCCCUUCGACUGGUCCUCUGGCUCGCUGGAAGAAGAUUCACGCCAUCUAGACACCCAACUACAGACGGUCUGGACAGGUUCAACAUCCCAUAGGAUGCCUGUCUGGUCCUCUGGCUCGCUGGAAGAAGAUUCACGCCAUCUAGAUGCCCAACAACAGACGGUCUGGACGGGCACAGAAGCGUCCAAGAGAUCAGAGACAUGGAGGAGGAACAACUAGCCAAUAAAAGUGCAUUGUUGGAUAUAAAACUGA
This is a messenger RNA of Oncorhynchus gorbuscha (pink salmon), 962 nucleotides long. Its product is annotated as 60S ribosomal protein L10. Gene Ontology annotation, biological process: translation; ribosomal large subunit assembly. The record is from RefSeq and is a predicted model, not a curated record. The transcript has 6 exons. Lineage: Eukaryota; Metazoa; Chordata; Actinopteri; Salmoniformes; Salmonidae. Gene Ontology annotation, molecular function: structural constituent of ribosome. Bases 115 to 762 code for a protein of 215 amino acids. Gene Ontology annotation, cellular component: ribosome; cytosolic large ribosomal subunit.